Komagataella phaffii GS115 is the source of this 2511-nucleotide messenger RNA. RefSeq lists its product as hypothetical. Bases 1 to 2511 code for a protein of 836 amino acids. Lineage: Eukaryota; Fungi; Ascomycota; Pichiomycetes; Pichiales; Pichiaceae. The transcript has a single exon. The record is from RefSeq and is a predicted model, not a curated record.
AUGUCUUCGACCAAAACAGAGAAUGCCAAAGAAAGUCUUCGUAGAGGAACUUCUAAUUUUUGGAUCAGAAGGUAUUGGGCCAGCUUCGUUCGUUUCCCCAUUUUGAAUAAACCUUUGAACCAAGUAAGAUCGGUUGGCUAUUCGUACUUGAAAAACAGCUUGAUUUCUUUGGACUUGGUGUCCACCCUGCGCCGCUUAUUUGUACAUGCCGAUUUAAUUCCAUACGACGAGAACCAUAAUUUUUUUAUUUCUGCUUUCCUUUCCAGCCUUAUCAUGAUAGUAGAAGACUACGAGUAUGUGGUCGGCAAUAGACCCACCACCUACCAUGUUGCAAUUCCUAAAGAAAUCAGCUCCAAAAAGCCAGUUUUAAAACUGCAUCCUGAUUUCAUCAAGUCAAGAAACUGUAAUUUGUAUUUUGAUGAAGAGUUUUACCAUUUUCUAACCUUCCUGACUCUAGAAAAAGCUAACAUAUUAUGGGAAGCUUUUAUGAACUUGAAGGGUGAUCAUACUCUUUUUCAAAGUCAAUUGACCAGUCAUGAUAAACUUGUCUUCAUGAGAAUUUGGCGGGAUUAUUUGUCAACUCUAGACAUCUUUAGAGAAUUCCAUUCCAUUCGUUGCAUUAUACUGUCUCAUGACUUUCUGCAGAAGGAAGAUAACUUAGGGCAAUUGGAGUUCUGGGACAAAAUUCAGAAGGAUUUCAGCUCAUUCGUCUAUUUCAAUGAUAGCAGGAAACCAUGGUAUUCCCCGUUUUCGUUAAACGUUCGAAUUCAAAAGUUGUUCAGUAUUUAUUCUGAUUCAUUCUCAGUAGGCACUUCUUUCGGCGAAUCAAAAGGCCAACACGGACAGAGAAGGCUUUCCCGAAGUUCUAAAAUUGUUGCCUCUCCGUAUGUCACUCCAAAGUUCCAAGGUUUAACGUUUACAAUACCUCCAUUUUUUCCACUGCACUAUUGGAGACAGUACGUCAUGGAAGUGUACAUCAGUAAAAGUUUCAAGCAAGAAAACGUCCCGCCUCUUAUGAAAACUGGCCAUAUUAUCAUAGAUCAUUCGAACUCGACAGUUGACGUUGAAGCCAUCAGACAUCGCUACGGCUUAAGCACAUUUAGAAGUACGACAAAUAGCUAUGUCGAGUCAUUGUUUUACAGUGAUCGGCUUGAUCUUUUUUACUUGCCAUUAGUUGAAUUAAACACAAAAAUCCUUUAUGUUCUGGGAUACUUGGCGGAUCCAAGUGACGUCUUAUCUGAUUCUGACCCCGACGACGAUUCGAUAAAGGUUAUCGUGGAAGAGUUGAGUGAUAUGAACGUUGAGGAAAUGGUUGCUAGGAUUCAAUCUUUGGCUAAACCCAAGUUCUUGAAAACAUUCAAUGUUGACGAUUUGAUUCAGUACCUAGCGGAUUUUUACGAGUUCUUGCUGCAUGUAGAGUUACCAACAAAAUUAGAAAUUGAAGCCAGGAAAAUCCAUGAGUUGGUUGAGUCGUCGUGCAUCACAGGAGAGAUUUUGGAACUUUGUUUCAUAUUCUACGGAGAGUGCAUGACAUUCGGACUAUCAGUUUGGUUUAUCAAAUGCUUGGACAUAAUAGGUGAAGAUUUGAUGAAAUUUGAGGCUGUUGUAUUUAAUGAGAUCCAUUGUACAAAAGAACUCCCUCUGAAAGAAGCAUACCCAUACUUACAUUAUGUGAUGGAGAAGUUCACUUUUGAAUUCACACAUGAUAAUCACAUACAAUAUUUUGUCAACUUAUUUUCUUACUUCACCGUUAGCCAAAAAGAAAAUACCUGGCAGAAAUUUAAUCACGUCCCAGAACAAUUGCAAGCGUUUGAAAAAAGGUUCAGGUCUGUAUGUGACGACAUAGAAUGCAUGGUGAUGACAUUGUCUAUUGUACAACUAAUUCAUUUUUAUUGGAACGAAUCUGGUGUAAAUUUUUCUUGCAAUUGGGACCACACGGCCAAAACUAUUUACACUCAUAUUCAAAACUGUAAUGAUAUCCAGCAAUUUAGCAGUUUGAAGAAUGGAUUAUCUGGGGAGAUAGUCGAUCUAUUUCAACUUCAAUUUUCAGCUGAUGAAACGAAAAGCAUUCAAAGAUCCGAAUUUGACCCACAGUUUCUCUCCUCUUAUCUGGUGAAUGCCGACCACACUUCAAUUAACCCCAAACAAAGUGUCAAAAUGAUUGUAAUGCAAAAGCUGGUGGAACUCUUCGUGUUGUCAACACAGUCAACCAAGCAAGAUCAGUUUUACAGAUUGUUGAAAAAGGUAUUCCAUCUAUCAGAUACAUUGAGGUUACAAUUUCUUGGCACAAUCUUUGAAAUGAGCUGCAUUUUGAAGACAAGUCUGACAUUGUACAAUUCAAUCUAUGAACAAGUCUACGAAAUGCACUUCAACACUCAUAGUUUGACCACUACAUUGAUUGACUUUCCACGCAUUCAACAACAACGCCAUAAGCAAAAAGAUCUUAAGUUCCAAUCAGUGAAAUUGAGCCCCACUUCUGGGUCCAACGGAUUGGAAGAUGCCAGGGAUUAA